CACCUUUGUUACACAAGCCAUUCGCAUCUGACAACCUGUUGGCUCUAACUAAAACUAAACCAUGUAAGCAGAGUUUGCAAGAAACAAAGUGAAAUCGCAACCACAGCUAGCAACAACAUAUGGACCUCACUCAGUGUUCUUUAAAGAUACGUCUGGCCUUUGUCAGCAUUGCCAUCUCUGCUGUUUGCACUGAAAUGGAUUCAUAUUCACAUUUGGGACAUCUACAGCAAUGUGCGAAAAUUCCUUCUCCAGUCUGAAGAACGUAUAACAGUGAACACAGACUCAGCAUGUUACAUCAACGAAAAGCCAAACUUGUCCAGCUGGCAUUUGAAAGAGACCUGACAAGUACAUUUCUCCAGGAAGGAGAAUGGAAUCAAACUUCACACGAGAUUCAACACCGCAUGGAGGAGGCUGCAACUCAUCUAAAUGGAUGAGGAAAAUCCAGGCACUCAGAGACGACUCCUGGCUAUCGUCCUAGUCAAGGAUUCUGUGAACUCUGCUUUCUGUUUCAGCUGUGGAGAGGUAACCUGAAGGCAUUGACUGUUUUGGACCAGAGAUUCCGGUCCCCGUACCAGAAACUUGUGACGGGACGGAGGAGUGGACACAAACUAAGAACCCUCUUCGCUACAGCCAGCUGUGUUUGAUGCAGCUGAAUAACAAGCUGAGAAAAAGAAAGAGCAUUGGACUUUCCUUCUCCAUUCAGAGGACUGCCAUCCAUGUGGUGGUAUGAUGAGACUGUGAGUCAGGAGAAACACAAUCAGACAGGAUCAGAUUGAUAGAGGGAGAGAAAGAAAGGUAGAGGAGUGAGUGUCAAGGUGCCCUCCUGACCCCAAGGUGAUAGCACCAGUCAAGGCAGCAGGAUGACCAGCCUGUUCAGGCGAAGCAACAGUAAUGGAGGCUCCGGUGGGGGAGGAGGAGUAGGUGGUGGUGGUUCUUCCCCAGGAGAGCUCAACAACAGCCGGCCUAACCGACAGGUGCGGCGCCUGGAGUUCAACCAGGCCAUGGAGGACUUCAAGAUCAUGUUCCCCACCAUGGAUUACGAGGUCAUCGAGUGCGUCCUGCGCUCCAACAACGGGGCGGUGGACGCCACCAUCGACCAGCUCCUCCAGAUGAGCAUCGACGGAGAGGGAUCGGAUGACAGCUCUGACUCCGAUGAUAGCAUCCCACCAGAGAUUCUGGAGAGGUCAUUAGAACCUGACAGUUCCGACGAGGAACCUCCCCCCAUCUACUCACCGCCCACUUAUGACAUGCACAUCUACGACAGGAAGUACCCCGAGGCCCCGCCCACUCCUCCACCCAGGUUUGAGGCCCAGCUCCCGCCAGGUCACCGGCAGGUCCGCUACAGGAACUGGAAUCCACCGUUGCUUGGCAACCUGCCAGAUGAUUUCCUGCGGAUCCUGCCACAGCAACUGGAUAGUAUACAGAGCUCACAGAGCAGUCUGUCCCAGCCUUCUUCUUCCUCCACUCUGUCCUCCAUCGUCCAGCAGACAAACCAGGGAGGUGUCUCCAAGCCAGGGACUAAAGGAGCCCUAGGGGCACCUGGAGGGCCCGGGGGCAUGGCAGGGGUAGUCACGGAGCAGGAGCGUAAACUGAAACAGUACCUGGAUGAUGAACGCAUCGCUCUGUUCCUCCAGAACGAGGAGUUCAUGAGGGAGCUGCAGCGCAACCGCGAGUUCCUUGUCGCCCUUGAGAGAGAUCGCUUGAAGUACGAAUCAAAGAAAUUCAAGUCCAAUCAUUCAUCCUCUUACAUGGAGAAUUCCACAGCAGGAGAUCACUGUGCUUCGAGGUCGAUGGAGGCUUGUACUGCUGUGUCAGAUGAUGCCAUGUUCAGAGACAAACUCAAACACAUGGGCAAAUCAACAAGAAAGAAGCUGUUUGAAAUCGCCAGAUCAUUCUCUGACAAGACAAAGAGAAGAAAGUUAAAAAGAAGAACGCUCCUGAAGCACCAGUCACUGGGCACAGCCAACUCCACAGCCAACCUCCUGGAAGAUGUGGAGGGAAGCCCAGAAGAUGGCCAGCCCAGAAGAUCAGACACUCAGGAAGACGAUGUGCCACACAAGGAGCCUUUGUCAUGAUUCUCCAAGGCUGCACCACAUCAGGGUUUCCAUGGUGACAGCAGAAUGACCCAUGGCUGGUGGCCACGCAAUACUUUGGCUCCCUUCCCUAACACAGGCCAGCCAAUCUCCGGCCCAGAAGUGACCUGGGACCACCCCCUCGCCCAGGAGGAGAGGAAGCAGACUGCUACCACCUCUCCUUAACUCUGACUGUUCAUAACCGCAUUGGAUUACCAUUAUAAUCUCUGUAUUAUAACUCUUCAUUAAUAUAUGAUUUCAUAUGUAAAGGGAAGAUGCAUUAGUCUUUUGACAGUUCUUUUUUUGUUGUUGUGUCAGCUCCCUUUAAUCCCCAUUGCAGAAGGCAUGGCAGCCCUGCUGGUGAUGAUCUUAACAUAUGGACUCAUCUCGUGUUACCACUCUAAUCUCUUUGAUAUGGCUGGGGUAGGUCACUCUAGAGCCAAAGUGUGCACAAGCACCUCUGAAAUGUCCCAUAAUAAAUCAUGUUCACUCCCAGUACCCAUGUGUUGCUAUGCCCAUUUGGUCACCGUUUUAAACAGACAGUAACCAGUGAUGAUGUGGCAAGUUUUCAACUAGAAUCACAGCUCAAUCCCAUGUUUCCUGAAAGUUCAGGACACAGAAACAACUUGUAAACAGAGACUCUAACAUUACAGUUGACUUUGUAAAUCUGGAUUUGCCUCGGAGCAAUUUGACAGUAGAUGAUCUCAUCAGAGACCUGUGUGUGUCAGUCAAGGGGUUGUUAUUUAAGUGCUCAAAUGUCAACAAACCCUUCUGUUGCACCCUCCUAUAUCAAAGAGGCAUUCAAACCUGCCAAAAGGGUCACUUGUUCCAAGCGGGUCAUAUUUCAUCCCAUAUUGUUAUGUCAAUGUGUAACCUUUAAUCCCAUUUCAGGAACUCUGACAAACUUCUUAAGAUUUCAUGUGAACUGAAAUAUCCCUCUAGCUAACUGACUGCCAUAUCUCACUAUUCUCAUGUCUUUUUCAAUACAGCCUUUAUAUACUAACCCUAUUUCCUUGAGAGUAAGGAGGGGUGCAUAUUGCUGAAUUCGUUUUAUUAAUGAGUACACAAUAAUAUAACUAGUAGAAAUAUUUGAUAAACAAAUAUGCCAGUGAUCUGUGCACAUUGCUGAUAAACAUGUGUUUUAUGUGGUGUAAUGGGAAAUUAACCGUUUGUAAUGGGAAGUGUUGGGUAUUGAGAGAGCAGAACAUGAUAUGGAUGAUGCCUCUGUGAGGUGAGGACUGGCAUUGAUCUUGAUUAGAUGCUGUUGGGUGUAUCGGUAGAAAAGAGGAGGCUGAUGAUGACCCAGCGCUGUGAUAUGAGUUUCAACAGACAGUCGAGCUAGGUUUAAAGUCAACCCUUUGAGCCACUAUCUGAUUCGCAAGGUUUCACAUUGAUCUGUCACUUUCCCAACUAUUGGAAAUGAUUACUGUCUUAUUCUGAAGCCUUCUCCCCGAAGGGUGCUCUUUGCUCACGAUCGUUAAAAAGGAAGGGACAGACUGGUGUAGGAAAUAUGGUGGCAACUCUCUCCACCAUGCUUCUAAAAAUGUCAAUGUUUUAAAAUUGAUGCAUAAAAGUGAGCAAGCCAAGUGCACACUUUUGGGAGAAGGGUGGGGAAUUGGAACACCAAUUCAAAUAGUAGAGUACCUUCUUAAAUGGAUUUAAAUGUAAAUGUUUGAUUUGCUACCUCUCAAUCUAGAUGGCUCCAUGAUUGAAACGUAUGAUGAUUCAAAUCACAUCACCCAUUUACAGUUUUUCCUUGAUUCAGGAAUGAGACAUGUUUUAACCCUUCUCUGUCAGGAUGUUGACAGAAGACCUCAUUGGUGAUGGGUCAUGUGUUGUAUAUAAGGAGAAGGGUAUGUUUGUUGAACAUACGGAGAAAGUUUUGUAUGUACAAGUAUUGAUUGUGUGAAGGGAGGCUAAAAUCGACCCUUUCAGUGUUCUUUUUGAAGUCUUGAUGUUAUGGAUUGGGUUUGGAAUUUUGCCCCUUUGACAAUUUCUGUCUGUUGUCAUUUUCUUGUUUGUUAGUUUUGCUCUCAGCAUUUUUCUCAUAUAGGUCUUCAAACUCUCUAAACAUGUUUGCCAAUAAAAUGUGUUUAUUGCCCUUGCCAUAAUGAAAAAGAUUUGCCAUAAUAUCACCCACUCGUUUAUACUGUUUUUGAGCGGCAGAUAGAGGGCGCCAUUAUCCAGCUUACUCAAACUGCCAUCAGACUAUCCAGACUUCAUUGUUACUGUCAUGCGAUUCACAUCAGUGGAGGCUGCUGAGGGGAGGACGGCUCAUAAUAAUGGCUGGAAAUGGAACGAGUGGAAUGGCAUCAAACACAUAGAAACUAUGUGUUGGAUACCAUUAAACUGAUUCCGCUCCAGCCAUUACCAUAAGCCCGUCCUCCCCAAUUAAGGUGCCACCAACCUCUUGUGAUUCACAUUCAUAUCCAUAUAGGUAUUUCAAAUGGGUAUUUGUAAUAUAUACUACCGUUCAAAAGUUUUGAGUGACUUAGAAAUGUCCUUGUUUUUGAAAGAUAAGCACAUUUUUUUGUCCAUUUUAAAAUAACAUCAAAUUGAUCAGAAACACAGUGUAGACAUUGUUAAUGUUGUAAAUGACUAUUGUAGCUGUAAACAGCUGAUUUUUAUGGAGUAUCUACAUAGGUGUACAGAGGCCCAUUAUCAGCAACUGUCACUCCUGUGUUCCAAUGGCACAUUGUGUUAGCUAAUUCAAGUUUAUCAUUUUAAAAGGCUAAUUGAUCAUUAGAAAACCCUUUUGCAAAGAUGUUAGCACAGCUGAAAACUGUUGUUCUGAUUAAAGAAGCAAUAAAACUGGCCUUCUUUAAACUAGUUGAGUAUCUGGAGCAUCAGCAUUUGUGGGUUCGAUUACAGGCUCAAAAUGGCCAGAAACAAAGCACUUUCUUCUGAAACUUGUCAGUCUAUUCUUGUUCUGAGAAAUAAAGGCAAUUCCAUGCGAGUAAUUGCUAAGAAACUGAAAAUCUCAUACAACGCUGUGUACUACUCUUUCUGGCCAUUUUGAGCCUGUAAUCGAACCCACAAAUGCUGAUGCUCCAGAUACUCAACUAGUUUAAAGAAGGCCAGUUUUAUUGCUUCUUUAAUCAGAACAACAGGUUUCAGCUGUGCUAAGAAAAUAGUGUUUCUUUCAAAAACAAGGACAUUUACUGGAUACUGGAGUGCUUUAAUUUAUUUCUAUAGAAGACAUUCUAACUCAUAUCUGCAGUAGCUGAGAGAGCAUCUUUGAUAAGACACAGGUUACGUUUGUUUACAAAAGCCUGUGACAGUUCACCCACUGACCAGUCAGCAGGUUUAUGUCUGUCUAUUACAACGUUACAUGAUAUCAGUAAGUCACCAAGUGCUUGCACUCCAUUGGUCUAUUGCUUAGUUUAGUUAUUUUCAGAAAAGAGCGAAGGGAAAAUGUUUUUUGUAUCUUCAGUUCCAGGCUUUUGUCUGACAUCUGAACACGAGUGCCAUUUUGUUAUUGCACUGUCGAGGGCAAAACUCGUCUGCAUGGUUUUGUGACGUGAUUUCAAAAUGGCUUGAUGUUUGACUGCUCAUAGAAAUAUGUAGAUACAUUAUCCUCUCAGGGAAGCUCCACUCUUUGUACUGUUCUUCCAUUUCCAAUUUGUGUGACUUGGUAAAAGCACAGUUAAGAAUAUGAAAAGGUAUAUUUAGGCUGGUAGUUUAUUUCUUUAUAAGCUUCAAAUAUCAUGUUGGUGGCCAGACAUGAUUUCAAAUGCAUACUGGACCGGUCUGUGCGAUAGACCAAAAAGCUGCAUAUAGGCCUAGUUGCUGUACGGAAAAGAGCAUACUCAAAAUAACUUCAAACUUUAACGUUUUAACCUUUUCUGACCAAUAGACAUGCAGCACCACAAAUGCUUGGUUAAUUAUGUUUUUGUUGAGAUGUUUCUAAGUACAGAUUAUUUUAUUGUACUGUGUGUGUGCCAGACAGGGUGAUAUGCUUCAUUAUGAAUGUACAUGAAUAGAGAUGAGGCCAGUAAUAGCAGACAACAUGCUUGUUUACAAUGCACUCAUGAGCCUGCAAUCUUCUAUGGCUCAUAAUCCUAUCAUAAGAAUGUAUGCCAUAGUUACUUUGAAGAACUACCACCACAGGCCUGAUGGUUUUUAGUUUCAUAUGGAACUCGGUGCGAUCUGUGUGGCCUGUCCAUAAACAGACCCCUAUAGCCUCUAACCUCCAGGCAUUUUUGUAGAUCUGUUUCUGGACAGGACUGUAGCUAAUCCUACCAGUCAAUGUAGGUCAAACGUAUGAAAACCAUUGCUCAUUAUCAAAACUGAUAUACAUUUCAAGAACUUCAGAAUUUGUAUGAUUCAACAUGUUUGUUUGUGUCAUAUUUUGGAAGGUCAAGGUCAGAAGCCAGUUUCUACCCACAACAUAUGUUUAAGGUUCUUUAAGUGAUUGUUGUACUCCAGAUUGAUUUCUGGAUCAGAUUUUUCUUACACUUUAUUAAGAAAGUUUCUUAUAGCUAUUGAAGUAAUCAAAUUGUGUUGUACCCUGUCUGAUGUGAUUGUGUGACAUUUGUAAAGAUUUAUUAACCGAUUCUGCUCAUUAAAGUUGUUUAUCGAUCCCUUAGA
This is a messenger RNA of Oncorhynchus kisutch (coho salmon), 6662 nucleotides long. Its product is annotated as CUE domain-containing protein 1-like. The transcript has 11 exons. Lineage: Eukaryota; Metazoa; Chordata; Actinopteri; Salmoniformes; Salmonidae. Gene Ontology annotation, molecular function: ubiquitin binding. The record is from RefSeq and is a predicted model, not a curated record. The coding region runs from base 861 to 2075 and encodes 404 amino acids.